AUGAGGACCAGUCCCAGUCUGACUCUAGACCUGAGGACCAGCCCCAGUCUGACUCUAGACCUGAGGACCAGUCCCAGUCUGACUCUAGACCUGAGGACCAGUCCCAGUCUGACUCUAGACCUGAGGACCAGUCCCAGUCUGACUCUAGACCUGAGGACCAGUCCCAACCUGAGGACCAGUUCCAGUCUGACUCUAGACCUGAGGACCAGUCCCAGUCUGACUCUAGACCUGAGGACCAGUCCCAGUCUGACUCUAGACCUGAGGACCAGUCCCAGUCUGACUCUAGACCUGAGGACCAGCCCCAGUCUGACGCUAGACCUGAGGACCAGUCCCAGUCUGACUCUAGACAUGAGGACCAGUCCCAGUCUGACUCUAGACCUGAGGACCAGCCCCAGUCUGACUCUAGACCUGAGGACCAGUCCCAGUCUGACUCUAGACCUGAGGACCAGUCCCAGUCUGACUCUAGACCUGAGGACCAGUCCCAGUCUGACUCUAGACCUGAGGACCAGUCCCAGUCUGACUCUAGACCUGAGGACCAACCUGAGGACCAGUCCCAGUCUGACUCUAGACCUGAAGACCAGUCCCAGUCUGACUCUAGACCUGAGGACCAGCCCCAGUCUGACUCUAGACCUGAGGACCAGCCCCAACCUGAGGACCAGCCCCAGUCUGACUCUAGACCUGAGGACCAGUCCCAGUCUGACUCUAGACCUGAAGACCAGUCCCAGUCUGACUCUAGACCUGAGGACCAGUCCCAGUCUGACUCUAGACCUGAGGACCAGUCCCAGUCUGACUCUAGACCUGAGGACCAGUCCCAGUCUGACUCUAGACCUGAGGACCAGUCCCAGUCUGACUCUAGACCUGAGGACCAGCCCCAGUCUGACUCUAGACCUGAGGACCAGUCCCAGUCUGACUGUAAGACCUGAGGACCAGCCCCAGUCUGACUCUAGACCUGAGGACCAGCCCCAGUCUGACUCUAGACCUGAGGACCAGUCCCAGUCUGACUCUAGACCUGAAGACCAGUCCCAGUCUGACUCUAGACCUGAGGACCAGUCCCAGUCUGACUCUAGACCUGAGGACCAGUCCCAGUCUGACUCUAGACCUGAGGACCAGUCCCAGUCUGACUCUAGACCUGAGGACCUGUCCCAGUAUCGUGCUUUCAGCUGUAGCACCAUGGGAGCCUCCAAACUAUGGGUUCAUGACCUGGACCAGAUGCCCCCCUCACCUCUGACACAUGUGACUCCCCCCUCACCUCUGGCACAUGUGACUCACCCCCUCACCUCUGACACAUGUGACUCCCACCUCACCUGUGACACAUGUGACUCCCCCCCCUCACCUCUGGCACAUGUGACUCACCCCCUCACCUCUGAAACAUGUGACUCCCACCUCAACUGUGACACAUGUGACUCCCCCCCCCCCACCUCUGACACAUGUGACUCCCACCUCACCUUUGACACAAGUGACUCCCCCCCUCACCUCUGGACACAUGUGACUCCCCCCUCACCUUGA
Messenger RNA from Knipowitschia caucasica, 1506 nucleotides. The record is from the annotation of a GenBank genome assembly. NCBI's taxonomy places the organism in Eukaryota, Metazoa, Chordata, Actinopteri, Gobiiformes, Gobiidae.